AUUUCAGGCACCAAGCAGACAUUCUUAGAGAAACAUGGGUGAAGCUGGAAAUGUGACAAUAUCUUCUGCCAAUAAUAGCACGUGCCAUGACAGUAUCGAUGACUUCCGCAAUCAAGUGUAUUCUACCUUAUAUUCUAUGAUUUCUGUUGUGGGUUUCUUGGGCAAUAGUUUUGUGCUCUAUGUUCUUGUAAAAACAUAUCAUGAGAAAUCAGCCUUCCAAGUAUAUAUGAUUAAUUUGGCUAUUGCUGAUCUACUGUGUGUCUGCACAUUGCCUCUCCGUGUGGUCUAUUAUGCUCAUAAAGGCAUUUGGUUCUUCGGUGACUUCCUGUGCCGUCUCAGCACCUAUGCCUUGUAUGUUAAUCUCUACUGCAGCAUCUUCUUCAUGACAGCCAUGAGUUUUUUCCGGUGUGUUGCAAUUGUUUUCCCAGUUCAAAACAUCAAUUUGGUUACACAGAAAAAAGCCAGGUUUGUGUGUGUUGGCAUUUGGAUGUUUGUGAUUUUAACCAGUUCUCCAGUUUUAAUGACCAAAACGUAUCAAGAUGAGAAAAAUAAUACCAAGUGCUUUGAGCCUCCAAAGGACAAUCAAACUAAAAAUUAUGUUUUGGUCUUGCACUAUGUGGCACUAUUCAUUGGCUUCAUUAUCCCUUUCAUCACCAUAAUUGUUUGUUAUACAAUGAUCAUUUUUACUUUACUAAAAAGUUCAAUGAAGAAAAAUCUGUCAAGUCGUAAAAGGGCCAUAGGUAUGAUCAUAGUUGUGACAGCUGCAUUUUUAAUUAGCUUCAUGCCAUAUCAUAUUCAACGCACCAUCCACCUUCACUUUUUACACAAUGAAACUAAACCCUGUGAUUCUAUCUUGAGAAUGCAGAAGUCAGUGGUCGUAACCUUGUCUCUGGCUGCAUCAAAUUGUUGCUUUGACCCUCUCCUAUACUUCUUUUCAGGAGGGAACUUUAGAAGAAGACUGUCGACAUUUAGAAAGUAUUCUUUGUCCAGCAUGACUUACAUAUCUAAGAAAAAGACUGCCUUACCGGAAAAAGGAAAAGAAGUAUGUAAAGAAUAGCUUAAGCCUAUCUCCAGCACAACCCAAUGCGAAUAGUUCCCCAAUUAUUUUCUCAAAUCAUUUGUAAUAAAAUGAAACUUUUCACUAAUAAUUUACAAAUACUUACUUAAGUAUGUAUGCCUAUGAAUAUAUGUUACUCUUGCAUUUCAUUAUUAGAUAUAUUAAGCAUUAAAAAUUCAGUCUACAACUAUGGGCUAAUUAUAAACUGUUGACCAUUCACCAAAAGUUGAAUAUUUGUGCUUUUUCACUAUAAAAAUGAAUCUAUGAUCAAGCUUUUCUUCCUCAAAUAAGUUUUAAAAGAUAAGAACUAGAUUUUUAAGAAUACAAUUAUCAAGUAAUUCUCAGUCAUUCUAACACAUUCUUUUGUUAUAGAUGCAUUUUGCAUGCCUUCAGAGGAGAUCUGGAGGCAAUCUAGGAGCUACAUACAAUUUACUGCAACCUUGUGCUUUGUACUAUUGCAAGGUAGGAAAAGUAGGGCUCUUUCUUUCAGAAAAGAGUGUACAGAAGCUAGAUCAGACUAGUAUUCAGAAAAAUGUCCUUAAAGACUCCAUAUAAUGCAUACUCUGGAAACUAAGGAAGAUAACCCUGAUCAAAGUUCAAUUCAUCUCCGACGUUCCUUUUCCCCUGCCCCAGGUCUACUAAGAGAAUGAUGGCAUCUUGAAAUUCCUAGUGAGAUUUCUGUAAGGAUUUAUCUCCUUAUAUGACAUAUAAUCCUCAAGAAGUCAGAUAAUUGGCACUCGCAUAUAUGAACAAAAGUAAUUAAAAAUUUAUUUGAAAAAAUUGGGUCUAAUUUUCUACAUGCCUAUUAAUAAGGUCAAAAUUAACUACAAAGGAUCUCUAAAUAAAAUUGUGAAA
This is a messenger RNA of Octodon degus (degu), 1912 nucleotides long. RefSeq names its product cysteinyl leukotriene receptor 1 (gene Cysltr1). Gene Ontology annotation, molecular function: leukotriene receptor activity. Bases 35 to 1057 code for a protein of 340 amino acids. The transcript has a single exon. Gene Ontology annotation, cellular component: plasma membrane. Lineage: Eukaryota; Metazoa; Chordata; Mammalia; Rodentia; Octodontidae. Gene Ontology annotation, biological process: G protein-coupled receptor signaling pathway. The record is from RefSeq and is a predicted model, not a curated record.